AUGGCAGCUAUGGGCCUCGCGACAAACACAGAGUCCGGCAACCCCGUCUAUCAGCCAGUAGCCCCGUGGCUCAACCGCAUCGUGUACGGGACCAAGAUCUCGACGCUGCAGCAAUGGUACUUCCAAAAGGCCGGCUUCGAGGCGUGGAAGUCGUACUUUUGGCCUCCCCCUAUACGACCCGACCUCAUCAAGCAGUAUGAUUGCAGGAAAGCCCUGCCCGUACGCAUCUUCUUCCCCUCCGACUACGACCAGACCUCGCCGCAAACCCUCCCAACCCUCGUGACGAUCCACGGCGGCGGCUUCUGCAUCGGCGUGCCCGACGACGACGACACCUGGAACCGCACCUUUGCCGACCUCAACGGCGCCCUCGUCAUCGCCCUGCACUACUGGAAAGCCCCCUGGGCGCCGUGGCCGCACGCGCUGCACGACCUCGAGGCGCUGUACCUCGCCGUCGUCGCCGACGAGUCGCUCCCCAUCGACAGGUCGCGCAUCGCCAUUGGCGGCUUCAGCGCCGGCGGCAACCUCACGCUGUGCCUGUCGCAGAUGAAGUCCGUCAGGGAGCACGCGACGGCGGCGCCCAAGGCCGUGGUGCCCAUCUACCCGCCGACGGACUUUGCGACGCCGUCGGCGGCCAAGAAGGACCGCCGGCCGUACAAGGUCGGCAAGCUGCCGGGCUUGCGCGGCCAGAAGCGCGACUUUGUGCUCGAGUUCGCCGACGUCUUUGACUGGAGCUACAUCCCCUACGGCACGAACCUGCGCGACACGCUCAUCUCGCCGCUGUACGCGGGGCGCGCCGACCUGCCGGCCAACGUGUGCAUCGUCGCCGCGGAGCUCGACUACCUCGCCUACGAGGCAUGGGAGCUGGCGUGCAAGCUCGGCGGCAAGGGGCGGCCGGCGGCCGGGGCGGUGGGGCGCGCCGAGGUGGCCGCGACGCAGGAGCUUGAGACCCGGGACGAGCGGUUCGCGUGGGAGGUGGCGGACGCGCGGGGCAGCGUCAAGUGGCUGCUCGUGCCGGACGUGAUCCACGCCUUCGACUUCCACGAGAUGGGGGCCGCCGUGUCGGACCCCGUGAGCGUGCGGGACGGCAACGCCAAGGCCGUCAAGGUGAUGAAGGUUGUGGGGGAGUGGCUGAGGCGGACGGCGUGGAAGUGA
Colletotrichum spaethianum is the source of this 1152-nucleotide messenger RNA. RefSeq names its product acetyl-hydrolase. The transcript has 2 exons. The record is from RefSeq and is a predicted model, not a curated record. Gene Ontology annotation, molecular function: hydrolase activity. Bases 1 to 1152 code for a protein of 383 amino acids. Lineage: Eukaryota; Fungi; Ascomycota; Sordariomycetes; Glomerellales; Glomerellaceae.